AUGUCGAAUCCUACCCCGAAUCCGAACGAGAAGAAAAUGAAAGCGAAAGAGCAGAAGCGGAAAAAUAUCAUCGACUCUAUUACCCGUUUGGAGUCAUUCCUGCGUAAUUUUGAUCCAGACGAGCAUGGACACGAAGUACCUCUGCGACUGGAGCGCAUCGAUAAACUGAUGGAAUCAUUUGAGACGGUGCAAUCGGAGUACGAAGAAUUGGACGAUAAUGAGAAAUUCGUGUUGGGAAAUAAUGAAUUGAGAGCAAAGGUCGAGGAAAGAUAUUUCCGAGUGAAAGCUGGUCUGAUAUCAAAGCGCUUCGCCCCUCAAACGCACGAGGCAUCGACCUCUGGUCAAGCUAACCCCGCGCAGUUGUCAGCUCCCUCGUCGCUAUCGAACGUGAAACUGCCAACGAUCACGCUUCCCGAAUUCGAUGGCGAUUUCAAUGGAUGGCUCACGUUUCACGACACGUUCCUUUCCAUGAUUCACUCGUCAACUGAGAUAUCGAGUGUGCAGAAGUUUCACUACCUCCGCGCUGCUCUAAAGGGAGAAGCAGCGAAUCUCAUCCAAUCCAUCGUUAUCACCGCUGCAAACUAUUCUGUCGCGUGGGACACGCUUGUGAAACGGUAUUCCAACAAGAGUCUUCUAAGGAAAAAAACACAUUCGGGCACUCCUGAAAUACCCGAAGAUCCCGAAUAA
Molecule: messenger RNA, 687 nt
Organism: Toxorhynchites rutilus septentrionalis
Lineage: Eukaryota; Metazoa; Arthropoda; Insecta; Diptera; Culicidae
Exons: 1
Coding region: 1-687 (228 amino acids)
Source: RefSeq, a predicted model, not a curated record